AUGGACCUAGUAGUGCUGAUUGAAGGUGCCAUCUCUCUUUGUAUGCCUACGCGCGGAGUAAGACCUGCUGAGCACAGUGGCACUUCCUUCUGCAGAAACAUGCCGAGGGUUUCGUCCUAAGUGUAUUGUGGUGGGGUCGUCCCUCCGUCUUGCUCCUGGUCUUGGAGCCCUCUCUUUGCACAGCAGCAGAAGCGGCAAAAAGCGUUGUGCUUCGGCAGCUUGCGCGAGCUCCGGUGUAGCUUUUGCGCCUCUCUCCUUUUGCCAGCCCUGAAGACAAAGUUGCGGGAAGUUUGCCGACACGCAACAAGUUUGCUCGUCAGGAGAGCGCCCUUUUCAUCACAUUCUGAAUGCCGUUUAUCUCGGGCGUAAACGUUGCAGAUCGCUGGCUUGACUUUUAACGCGGCGUACAUCUGUUUGGAAAGAGAGAGAGGGGAAACUUAGGAACACAGGAAGCUGCCAUAUACUGAGUCAGACCAUAGGUCCAUCUACCUCAGUACUGAAUGGUUGUGUGACUUUUUCCUCUUCUGCAAAAUAGCCCGAACAAUCCAAGUUAAACCACUUGAAUCUUUUUGUUUUCUUUUUUAUUCUUAGGGAGCACUUGACCCACUUGAUUGAGUGGGAUUACACACAAAUCAGACUGGAAAGGUUUGGGUUUAAGCUCCGAAAUGAUGAUUUGCCACAUGAAAGGUUUCACUUCCCAUACAGCAGUUAAGUAAAGCAUUCCCUGAUCAUUCAAAUGGCAUCACGAAAUGAAAUUUGGCCAAACUCCAUUGGGCAAGAUGUGAAUCCUGAUCUUGACAUCGAAAGGAAAAGUGCUUCCUUCAGUAUAGAGCGACUUACCAACAUACUAGAUGGAGGUGCUGAAACAACCCAGAUCCGGAGGGCAGUAUAUGCAGUGCUCCAGAGUGACCCAGAAUUUAGUCUAGAAAACCAGUAUUUCCUGAGUCAAAACGAAAGAUAUGAAGGUGCCAUCCGGAGGUCUAUUUACCUUCACAAAAAGAUGGAAGAAAUGGGAUGGCCCAAAGGUGGACCCGAACAAAUGUACUGCCGAAGGGCUCUUGGUGCUGAUUUGGGAUUUAAUGUGCACUUCGUCUUCAUAAAGAGCAUUUUGGGAUUGGGCACCGAUGAGCAGAUUGCCAAAUGGGUCCCCUUAGCAGAAAAGUAUUGGAUCGCAGGGACCUAUGCCCAGACUGAACUGGGACAUGGAACAUACCUCCGGGGUUUGGAGACAACAGCCACUUUUGAUACUGCCACUCAGGAAUUUAUUCUCAACACGCCAAAGAUAUCUGCUAUGAAGUGGUGGCCGGGAGACUUGGGAAGAACUGCGACUCAUGCUGUGGUCUUUGCUCAGCUUAACCUAAAAGGAAAAGAUUACGGCAUGCAUCCCUUCAUCCUGCAGAUCCGCAGCCUUAGAGAUCAUGCUCCAGAACCAGGAGUAACUGUAGGGGAUAUUGGCCCCAAAAUGAGCUUUGAGCACAUUGACAAUGGUUUCCUCAUAAUGAAGAAUGUUCGGGUUCCAAGGGAAAACAUGCUCGCCAGAUUUUCUCAGGUUCUGCCAGAUGGCCAGUAUGUGAAACGAGGAUCUGAGAAGAUUAACUACUUGACUAUGAUUGUGGUUCGUGUGUCCAUCCUUCAGGAAGAAAUGUUACCUUCUCUGAUGAAAGCUUGCACCAUUGCCAUCCGAUAUUCUGUGGUGCGCCGACAGUCUGAGCUAAAGCCUGGUGACCCAGAGGCCAAGAUUCUUGACUAUCAGACUCAGCAGCAGAAACUGCUACCUCAACUGGCAACUGCCUAUGCCUUUCACUUCCUUUGUGCCUAUAUGCAGGACAUCUUCAACAAAGCCUACACAGAAAUUAAUGGAGGAAAAUUUGACUUGCUUCCAGAGCUUCAUGCCCUUGCUUCUGGAAUUAAAGUGAUAGCUUCAGAGUACAGCUCAGCUGGAGUGGAAGUGUGUCGGAAGGCCUGCGGAGGACAUGGAUACUCCCUGCUCAGUGGCCUGCCUUCCAUAUAUACUAAACUGGUUGCGUCUUGCACUUAUGAAGGGGAAAAUACUGUUCUCCUCCUGCAGACAGCCAGGUUCCUACUGAAAUGCCUUGGGAUGGCAAAGAAUGGCCAACCUCUUCCUUCAUCAGUUGCCUACUUGUCUUCCAAAGGUUUUGGAAAAUGCCAAGCACAGGAAAAAAGAGAUUUCCUAAAUCCAAAUGUUUACACUGAUGCUUAUAGGCACAGAGCCUUCAGGACUCUGAGAAAUGCAGCAGUCAAGCUCCAUACUUUGGUUCAGUUAGGAAUAGCACAACAUGAAGCAUGGAACAUAUGCUCUGUUCAGCUGGCUCAGGCUGCUAUGGCUCACAGCCACUAUAUUGUAGUGGAAAUGUUUGUCAAAGCAGUGGAGAAAUUGGAAAAAGAAGCUGCCAUCCAGAGGAUUCUUAAGCAUCUCUGUGACCUCUUUGCACUGCAUGGGAUCUUCUCCAAUACGGGAGACUUUGUGCAGGAUGGGUACCUAUCUACAGAGCAAACUGAUAUGGUGACUGAAUCGUACCUGGAUCUUCUAGCUAUCAUUCGGAGAGAUGCUGUUCCACUAGUAGAUGCUUUUGACUUCUCUGAUGAAAUCUUAAAUUCAGCCCUUGGAAGCUACGAUGGUCAUGUCUACCAGCGACUCUAUGAGUGGGCUAAGAAGUCACCCGCCAACCGAAAGGAAAACCCAGCCUUCGAGAAAUAUUUGAAACCACUUUUCUCAAAUGCCCCAUCAAAGCUAUAAAAAUGAGAAUGAAACAGAGGCAAUGCCAGUUCCUCCUACCCUCAAACACAGUUAUCAAUAACACAAAUCCAUAAAAUGUAAAAGCUGUUCCCUUCUGCUCAUCAGAAAAACCCAAUGAAAUGUCUUGACAGGCAAGAUUCAAAGUCAGUCAAGGAACUCAAAACAAGGCGAGGACAGUCCUUUUAUCUUUGCCAGAUAGACCAAAACUUGUUCUCUUACUAUUCACAGUAGUUCUUGCAAGUAGUAUACAGCUAACCUAAUAUUCUGGAAUUGCUGCUGCAGGGUCCCUGCAAAGCAGGAUCACGGAAGCAGUUGUAUGUGAUCCUCUAUGAUAAACCUGUGAUGGCACAAUUGCCACAGGGCUGCUAGGAAAAGGAUUGCUACAGAACUUCUAAAAUCAGUGCAACAGCACCAAGGGCAGACAUGUUUGAGAGGGCAGCAUACAUUCGGCACUCUCCCCCUCUCAUGUGAGACCUGCAUCAUCAAAAUAUGUCCAGGGAUUCCUACAGAGAUUUUUUGAGGUUCACAGGUAGUCCUUGGAAGCCCCUAGAACUCUUAAUAGGAUGGUUUCUUUCACAGAAAGCAUUGGCAUUAAAGCCCAAGUACUGUAAUGCACUGACUUUUCAAUGUCUAAUAUGCAAGUCUUAAAAUGGCAAGCUGUCUUUAAGAACAAUAACAACCUUUCAAAAUAACUAAAGGUUUCUUAAAACCUUUCUGGCAGCCUUAAACUGGUCAAAUACCUUAGCUCAACUGCUUAGUGUUUCUAGAUGAAACACUCUAAUGCCUCACUUUUGCUUGAGUGCUGUUAAAUUAAGAGAUCCUCUAGUGAAAGACUGGGGACAAAAGUUUCAAAUAAAACUAAACAGAAGCCCUAUUCACACAUCAUGUUCAACACUUGUACAAUCUCUGUACAGCUCUAUAGGUAUAGCGCUAUAUGCAGGUACAGUUUUUCACAUCUUAUAUUGAAUGCAGGUACAGCAGCCCAUUUCUUACCUGUACUUGAGGAACCUGCAUCUGAGUUUACUUUUAAAAUAGAUGCAGGUACAGUCAUACAUUUGAACAGGCAUCUGAAUGCAGAUACAACGUAAUGUCUGAAUACUAGGGCUUCAGAUUAAUAGAAAUCCAUAGAGCUGUAAUUCACCUAACAAACAGAUAAUCCAACCUACAUUGCAUAUCAAUUUCUCUGUAGUGUAAUCUGUAUUAGCAGAGUAUGUAGUUUAAGAAAAAAACAGUGCAGUGUCACGGUUAGCAUGUUAGACUUGGACAAGGGCGACCCAGGUUGCAGUCCCCACUCAGCCAUGAAGCUCACUAGGUGAUUUUGGGCAAGUCACUUUCCCUCAGCCCCCUCACAGGGAUCAUGAUGCCAUGAGCUCCUUGAAGAGAAGCAAAUGUAUUUUAAUCCAGAUGGUUCAAAGAGAAGAGGGGUAGAGUGGCAUCUACAAAGCCCUGACACCACCACCACCACCCCUGACUCAGAGGAGUUGUAAGGAAAAAUCACCCUGAGCUCCUUGGAGGAAGAGUGCAAUACCAGUGGGAUAAAGAAAAAGAGCUCAGAGAAACCAGCUAAAAAUUAUUCUGCCUUAAAUCUUGAAGUGCUGCCACUUGUAAGGAUAAAGAUAAGAGACUGCAUGCUGUAGUGCUCAGAGACUUUGUGACACAGAGUCAGACAAGGCCUGGGUUCAAAGCGCCCACUCAGCCAUGAAGCUCAAAGUGUGGCCUUGGGCAAGUCAUAGGAAUAAGGACCUGCCAUAUACUGAGUCAGACCACUGGUCCAUCUAGCUUAGUAUUGUCUACACAGACUGGCAGCAGCUUCUCCAAGACUGCAGCCAGGAGUCUCUCCCAGCCCUAUCUUGGAAAUGCCAGGGAGGCAACUUGGAACCUUCCACAUUCAAGCAUGCAGAUGCCCUUUCUAGAGUGGCCCCAUCCCCUAAGGGGAAUAUCUUACAGUGCUCACGCAUGCAGUCUCCUAUUCAAAUGCAAACCAGGGCAGACCCUGCUUAGCAACUGGGACAAGUCAUGCUUGCUACCACAAGACCAGCUGUACUUCUCACACACACACUUAACUUAACCUACCCAACAGGAUAAAAAUGUGGUUGUGGAGAUCCCAUUUAUGCUGCUGUAAGCUUAUUGGAUGAAGGGCAAGAUAUAAAUCCAUAUAUCUUAUGUGUAGAGGCUGAACUGGGAUACCUCCCUGCUCAUUACACCCCAGUUCACAGCUCAGUGUAAAGCAGCUCUUAGGUGAGCUGUUUUUAAAAACACACACACAAAACAUGCACAAUUCAUUGUAUUGGCUGACAUUCAGCACAAGGGAAUACAGGUGGCUGGAGCAUUACAAGUGCCCUGUGCACUUGUAAGCACGGCUGAGGGGGCUGUGCUGCAGCACUCCAUGCACACAGUUGCACAACGCAACAUCCACUGGAAGUCAUGGAGGACGGUGGCUGCCCUGCAACUCCGCCCCAUCGGCAGUGCUUGCAUGGCCACAGGGGCAGUGCUCCAGCCAUGUUCCCUUGCACGGCAUGUCAACCACUGACUGCUGUAUAGAUUAAACUUACUGCAGGCUGCCUGGAAGUGGUGGGUGUUUUUUCCAAGCACAACAUAUAGUUCUUUAUUUUAAAAUGGUGAUGCUUAAUUUUUAGAUUCUGCCAUAUGCAUAUUAAAACAACGGAAACCA
Hemicordylus capensis (graceful crag lizard) is the source of this 5429-nucleotide messenger RNA. It is a transcript of the gene ACOX2, whose product is annotated as acyl-CoA oxidase 2. The transcript is spliced from 16 exons. Gene Ontology annotation, biological process: fatty acid beta-oxidation using acyl-CoA oxidase; very long-chain fatty acid metabolic process; lipid homeostasis. Gene Ontology annotation, molecular function: fatty acid binding; FAD binding. NCBI's taxonomy places the organism in Eukaryota, Metazoa, Chordata, Lepidosauria, Squamata, Cordylidae. Gene Ontology annotation, cellular component: peroxisome. The coding region runs from base 737 to 2758 and encodes 673 amino acids. The record is from RefSeq and is a predicted model, not a curated record.